This is a messenger RNA of Closterium sp. Yama58-4, 621 nucleotides long. The record is from the annotation of a GenBank genome assembly. Lineage: Eukaryota; Viridiplantae; Streptophyta; Zygnematophyceae; Desmidiales; Closteriaceae.
AUGGUCGACAAGGUGGUGCGCACCGUGGCGACGCUGCUCGGAAACUCCAGCGUGUGGAAGAUUGUGAAGACGAUCGAGUCAACCACGGGGGACCUGACGGAGCGCUACUUGACGCCUGAGAAGGCUUUCGGGGGAGAAGGGAAGAGCUGGCUGGUGAACUUCCUCAAAGUCCACAAGGAGGGUGGAGGCAAGCAGGUCCGGGUGCGAGGCGUGGACGGUGCUGGACAGCCUAUCAACCACCUCUACACCAUGCAUGAGAGGAAGCUGAAGGGACACAAGCAGGGGAGCAGUUACGCAGACUGCGUGAAGCUGUGCCGCAAAUUCGCCAAGGACUGCGUGGACAACUUGAACAACCGGCUGGAUGACCUUGGGAAGCUGGGGCCGACUAAGCUGUUCCGGGCGGCGAAGUGGCCGAAGAUCAAGGCUCAGCGGGAGAAGAAGUGUAAGGAGUGGCUGAACGGAUGCAGCAGGCUGUUCCGCAACAAGCUGCCGGGAUUCGACCUCAAAGCAGCAGAGAGGGAGCUCCCGACCUUUUGUGCCAUCAUGGAGAGCCACCAUGAGAUGGAGAGCUUCACCCAGGGCCUGUCCAACUUUCUCGGGAGUCUUGACUCAAAGAGGUAG